Aspergillus melleus is the source of this 201-nucleotide messenger RNA. RefSeq lists its product as uncharacterized. The record is from RefSeq and is a predicted model, not a curated record. NCBI's taxonomy places the organism in Eukaryota, Fungi, Ascomycota, Eurotiomycetes, Eurotiales, Aspergillaceae. The coding region runs from base 1 to 201 and encodes 66 amino acids. The transcript has a single exon.
AUGCCUACGACAGAUAACUACGGCGCCUCUCCCCCGAUGGACUCACCUCUCGCAUCGUCGUCUGCAGACCUGGCCAUCCGCCCUGACCAAAUCCAAUACGCUGCUUUCGGCACCCCUUCCAUCGUGGCUCGUUUCCCCGAUCAUCACCCCUCGCUUCGACUCGCUGGGAAUCUUUGCCGACGCCCCGCACCGCGCCCCUAA